This is a messenger RNA of Solanum verrucosum, 2017 nucleotides long. RefSeq names its product serine/threonine-protein kinase STY13-like. Bases 529 to 1590 code for a protein of 353 amino acids. The record is from RefSeq and is a predicted model, not a curated record. Gene Ontology annotation, molecular function: protein kinase activity; ATP binding. The transcript is spliced from 6 exons. Gene Ontology annotation, biological process: protein phosphorylation. Lineage: Eukaryota; Viridiplantae; Streptophyta; Magnoliopsida; Solanales; Solanaceae.
ACAUCACCUUCCUCUUUUUAUUUGCAGAUCAAGAAACCAGAGCAACUUAUAAAUAAAAAGUAUUAGCACUAACUAAAGUCUCCUAAUUGCUUAACAUCCAUCUCUAUCUUUCAUUAUCUUUCCCCUUAUUCUACUCACUCUUCACCUUAUUUAUCUCUCUUUUUUCUUCUUCUUCUCAUAGCCCCAAUUGAUCCACCAACCAAACCAGCUGAUCUACUUCUUCUGAACUGUUUAUUUUUUAUUAUAUUUCAACUGAACCAGUAAGAAUUUCUGGGGUUUCUUGUUUGUUGGGUUCAUUCUUCUGUUGUUUUAAACACAGGGGUUUGUUGUAGAUUCGUUUCUGCUUUGUGGGUCACUGAGUUUUCUGGUUCUUGGUUAUAAAGUCUUGAACUUUUUUGCUUUUCUACUGGUUUUGCUUCAAAUGCUAGGUGAAUUGUUGUUAAGUGUUUCGAUUUUGGUAGUUAAAUAGAUGUGCUACUAGUUCAUUCUUGAAGUUAUUAUAGGGGGAGAGUAUUUGGGGUCUGGAAAAUGGGAUCUGCUAAUGGGUUUUACUCUGGAGAAGAAGAGUUCAAUUUGGAGACGAAAUGGUUAAUUGAUCCAAAGCUUCUGUUUGUUGGUCCUAAGAUUGGAGAGGGUGCUCAUGCCAAGGUGUAUGAGGGAAAAUACCGAAACCAGAAUGUAGCGAUAAAGAUUGUGCAUAAAGGGGAAACGCCCGAAGAGAUUGCCAAGAGGGAAUCUCGUUUUGGAAGGGAGGUUGCUAUGUUAUCCAGAGUUCAGCACAAGAACUUAGUGAAGUUCAUAGGAGCUUGCAAGGAGCCUGUCAUGGUCAUUGUAACUGAACUUCUUCUCGGUGGGACGCUGAGGAAAUACUUGCUGAACAUGAGGCCAAGGUGCUUGGAUACUGGUGUUGCUAUUAGAUUUGCCCUUGAUAUAGCUCGUGCAAUGGAGUGCUUGCACUCUCAUGGUAUCAUUCACCGUGACCUAAAACCUGAGAACUUGCUUUUGACUGCGGACCACAAAACUGUCAAACUUGCGGAUUUUGGUUUGGCAAGAGAAGAAUCAUUGACAGAGAUGAUGACUGCUGAAACUGGAACCUAUCGCUGGAUGGCUCCAGAGCUCUACAGCACAGUCACUUUAAGACAUGGCGAGAAGAAGCAUUAUAAUCACAAAGUAGAUGCCUAUAGUUUUGCAAUUGUUCUGUGGGAACUCGUACAUAACAAAUUACCAUUUGAGGGCAUGUCUAAUUUGCAGGCUGCUUAUGCAGCUGCGUUUAAGAAUGUGAGACCAAGCGCAGAUGAUCUCCCCGAGGAUUUGGCAGUAAUUGUAACUUCGUGUUGGAAAGAGGAUCCAAACACUCGUCCCAACUUCACUCAGAUAAUACAGAUGCUUCUACAUUUUCUCUCUUCAGUUUCCCCUCCGGAACCAGUAAUACCAGCUAGGAUUUUCACUUCAGAGAAUCAUGUGUUACCACCAGAGUCUCCAGGUACCAGCUCCUUAAUGUCCAAGCGUGAUGACUCGGGUGAGACCCCUAAAACACCAAUGGAGAAUCAGCCAAGAGGGUUCUUCUUCUGUUUUAACCAAUGCUACUGAUCCCCAAGGGAAAAGUUUGUCAUAAUCACGUAGAAGAUACUCGGAGUUCAGCUAUCUUUUAGUAAGCUCACAAAAUGUUUAGCCCAGAUAUGUCACUAGAUAACUUAGCUUUUGGUCUUUCUUCCACACAAGUAUAGUAAAACCAGCCACGGUAAUUCAAAGGUGAAGGAAGUUGUUGCAGGAAGAUGCACGAUCUAGACUCAUUUUAACUCGCGGGAACGUGUUCUGACUUAAUUGUGAAGAGUUUCUGGAUGCUGGAGUUGGGUUGCUGUGAUGUAUAUUAUAGUUGUAAAAAUAAGGUCCAUCCAAAGACCUGUACUCCAAUCUUUUGUUAAACCUCAAUUGACUCUUGUCAUUUUGGCGCAUUAUAUGAACUGAUUAAUGUAGCUAUUCUGCAGUUAGUUAAGAACUUGCUAACAUUAUCAAA